AUGCAAUUUCGCAAAUGGUAUCCUGCAGUUAAAAGGACUUCUCUACUAGUGGAUGGUAAAAAAGUCAUUAAACACGCUGACAGUGUCCCUCAUCCAGAAGAAAUAAUUCAUCCAUUUUAUCGACCAAGUGCAAUAGAACAAUUCACCAUAUGUGCUACGGAGUACAAUCCUAGCCUGCUUGAUGGCAAAAAGAUCGUUCCAUCAUUGAUAAAACACCCAGAAAAUCUGAAUACAAUACUAGUCGACAGCAAAUUAAAGUUUGACGAUAUUAGGGGAGUGAACAAAUGGUUAAUGAAAUUCAUCGCUCAUCGAAAACAGCAACAAAAUAUGGUACUUAAACCUUCGAAAAAAAAUACCAAAUUCUUUAACGUUUCCCAUUUAUCUUCUGCUGAUAUCGACAGAUUAUCCGCACUUGAAGAUGAAGUCGCAAACAUUAAAGAUUUAGAUGACUUGCAAUCCACUGUAGACUCCCUUAAUAGCAAGUUAGAGAAAAUAUUUAACCCUGAUGGAAGGCAGACUAAAAUGUUUUGCGAAGACAUACUGGUUCAUUUGAUAAAGCGCCAUGGCAACUCAAUCGAGAAACUCAUAUUAUUAAUAAAGCUAACUGAGACACAACUGUAUGCGCGUUUAGACCAAAUAAAGACUGUGGAUAAUAUUCUAUAUCAUAUGCUCUGUAAAAUGGAAACGGAUAAUAAUAUGCUGUAUAGUACCAACUUAACUAGUGCAAUAGAAGCUUUAUUGGCGGCAAUCAACAACAGAUUUUUUCCCAAACGUUGCGAAGAUUCAUUACAUCCCAUAGUCAUCGAACAACUGUUAUCAUUUUUCAUCAAAACUGGCAAUUUGGACGAAAGCAAGAAUUUCCUGGGCCACUUGAUAAAGAAGGGUGUUUUACCAGAUACUGCUAUUAUUAGUAGAUAUUUGGAAGAAGUUGACCUUCAUUUUGGUAAAAGCGCCAAGUUUUUUGAUAUAAAAUCAAAAUUUGCAUUUGUAGCAGAUCUUGCACCUAUAAUACAACAUCAUGCGUCAACAACCCUAUUCAAGUUCUUGGUUCCAAUGUGCCGGCAUUUCGACGAACUGUACUCUUUGCUAAUUAUUAUUCAAAAAUCCAACAGCUCAAAAAAAGCCAUCGAUGGCGCCCUACCCAUUCUUAUUGAAAAGGUGCUAACAUUUACGAAAGACCCAUUGGUCAACUCAGCAAACUUAUGCACGAUUUUGAAUUCAGUCACCCCAAUAUAUGAACAGGACAUGCCCAGUGAAUUUGUAGAGAAAUUUAUACUAUCUUUUGCUCUUCAAGGGAAUUAUACUAUGAUGGCCGAUAUCAUAGAUACAUAUAAGUUCGAAUUAAAUCAUAAACGUCAAAUGAAAAUUAUUAAGGCUCUAAACAAGAGUGAGAGAAAUCAUAUAGUUAAGAAUGCAGGUGCCAUUGGUUAUAAUAAGAAUUUUAGAGAAUAUUUCACCGAAAGUUAUUUAACUUGUGCUGAACGUAAAGCUUCGUGCCCAUAA
Messenger RNA from Saccharomyces mikatae IFO 1815, 1503 nucleotides. It is a transcript of the gene AEP1, whose product is annotated as Aep1p. Lineage: Eukaryota; Fungi; Ascomycota; Saccharomycetes; Saccharomycetales; Saccharomycetaceae. Gene Ontology annotation, biological process: regulation of translation. The transcript has a single exon. The record is from RefSeq and is a predicted model, not a curated record. Bases 1 to 1503 code for a protein of 500 amino acids. Gene Ontology annotation, molecular function: translation regulator activity.